AUAAUAGAAAAAAAAAAAAAAUCAUAUGCACACACUGCCUUGUUGGAUACAAGGAGUCAAGGAUGAAGGUGGAGCUACUAACGGCUAAACUAAACGUUAAGCUCCUCGACCUUCGAGCUGGAGGGCCGUGAACCGUGAUCUGCUGCGCGGUUGGCCGACUCCAAUCAGCCACCGUCAGUAACUGGUAGAGCAGCAGACAAGUCGCUGCACCGUCAAAAAGCUUGUCUCCGUGUCGUCGUCUCAUACCGCAACAUCCGUCGACUCUUUUGACUGUGCGUCUGCCGCCCUCUCUAUAAAUUCACUGCCACCCGCUUGCUGCAGAAUUCCCCCAAUCCUGAGUUUUCCUUCUUCCCCCCAUCCUAUCUCUGUGAGGCUAAGGUUGUGGUGACGGGAGUUCCGGCAGCAAGAUGGCCGGAGUUUUAGUCGUUCUCGCAUUUGUUGCCUUCUUGAUCGAAGGGGCUUCGGGUUCAAGGUUCACGCUGACGAACAACUGCCAGUACACCGUUUGGCCCGGUUUGCUUUCGAGCGCCGGCAUUGCUUCGCUGCCCACCACAGGCUUUGCUCUGCAGUCCGGCGAGUCGCGUAGCCUCGACGCCCCCGCCGCCUGGUCUGGCCGCCUCUGGGGCCGCACCCACUGUUCCACCGACUCCGCCGGCAAGUUCACCUGCGGCUCCGGCGACUGCGGGUCGGGCUCCGUCGAGUGCUCUGGCGGCGGGGCAGCGCCGCCCGCCACCCUCGCGGAGUUCACCCUCGCCGGAAGCGGCGGAAUGGACUUCUACGACGUGAGCCUCGUGGACGGGUACAACCUCCCGAUGCUGGUGGUCCCCGAGGGCGGCUCCGGCGGGACGUGCGGCUCCACGGGGUGCCUGGUGGACCUCAACGCCCUGUGCCCGUCGGACCUCAAGGUGGUCCUCGCGCAGUCCGACGGCGGCAGCGAGGGCGUGGCGUGUAAGAGCGCGUGCGAGGCCUUCGGGACGCCGGAGUACUGCUGCAGCGGCGCGUACGGCAACCCCAACACGUGCCGGCCGUCGUCCUACUCGCAGUUCUUCAAGAACGCGUGCCCCAGGGCGUACAGCUACGCCUACGACGACGCCACCUCCACCUUCACCUGCGUCACCGGCUCCGCCAACUACCUCAUCACCUUCUGCCCCAGCACCACAAGCCAGAAAUCAUCGGGCUCGAACCCGCAGGCAGUGCCGGCGACCAGCAACACCAGCGCGAUGGUGUACGUGGGCGGCGAACAAGCCAGCGACGGCGCCGCCCUAGCUGUUUCACGCGUGCCGCUGCUCGCCCUCGCGCUCGCCGUCCUCUCUGUGAUCUCGUAGAAGCCACGUCUCGAAGCGCGGACGGCCAUGCUUCAGUCACGUGGGCUCUCUGCCAUUUUUCGGCCGUUGGGGCGUCUACUUCUAUCCGUACUCUCCGUCAGUUAAACCCCGAUUUUACACGCAGUGCAGGAAGACACGUCAUAUGGCAGAAUCUUUCACCUACAACACAGUAGCCAACUUAUUGACCGGCAGACAGAGUGGGUCCAUUUUUUUUCUCAUUUGGGUAGGUGUGAGAAUUAUUAUUUUUUAUUUCAAUUUGUCCUGCCAGAGAAUGUAAUUCUUAAAAUAGAAAUUGAUUAAUACAAUGAUAUACGAUA
Zingiber officinale is the source of this 1642-nucleotide messenger RNA. RefSeq names its product thaumatin-like protein 1. Gene Ontology annotation, cellular component: extracellular region. The record is from RefSeq and is a predicted model, not a curated record. NCBI's taxonomy places the organism in Eukaryota, Viridiplantae, Streptophyta, Magnoliopsida, Zingiberales, Zingiberaceae. Bases 408 to 1325 code for a protein of 305 amino acids. The transcript has 3 exons. Gene Ontology annotation, biological process: defense response.